UCUAGCCUUUUUAUAAUAUGGCUAAUUACGGCUGGUCGUAUUGGUUCUAUUCUUUCAGCGGUUUGAUUUUCGAAAAGGAAGAACCACUUUGGGAAAUCAAAUUACUGUUUUUCAUUGCCAUACAUGGAUUUUACAUAGGAUGUUUUUUCCUGAUGGAUGAUUUUCUCGAUAGUGAAAACACUGUCUAUUCUUUAGGUUUUCUGAAGUCUGCCUCAUCUUAUUCAAGGUUUUUCGAAGUCAGCAUCACAAUACUGAAACUGUGUUGGUUCUUCUAUAAAUCUGAUCGAAUUGGCACUAUUUUGAAUGACUGUCACGCGAAUAGGUGCGUUAUUAGGGACUCAAUAGAAAUUUGUUUAAUACAAAUGAUGCUGAAGAGGACAGAAGAUGCGUUCCUAACUUUCAACAAUCAGCUGAUGAGAAUUCUCGAAGACAUUGGAGAAGAUUCAUCUGGCGAAAAAGGAAACGAUUUUUUUGAGGAAAAUUCAGAUGAAGCUUCAGGAAUAGCGAAUGUUUGCUAUCAACAUUUUCGAUUGGUAUCAUUGAUGAAAGAUCUUCAAGCUAUAGAAACAUUCAAUGUGGCCCUAAGACUGAUUAUAAAUAUAAUAGAAGUUGUAAACGUCAUCUAUACUUUUGUUGUAGCUUUUUUCGAGAGGAAAGCAAUAUUGUUACAUUUUUCCUGGAUCAUCUACCAAUUCCAUCAAGAUUUUUAUAUUAUUUAUAUGUGGGAUUCUCUUGCAACAAAGAGGACGGAAAAUGCUUUCCUCACUUUGAACAAUCAGUUGAUAGGAAUUCUCGAAGAUAUUGAAAAAUAUUUGUCUGGUGAAGAAGGAAAUGAUUUUAUUGGAGACAAUUCAGAUAAAGAUUUGGGCAUAGCGAACGUUUGCUAUGUACAUUUUCGAUUAGUAUCGUUGAUAAAAGAUUUUCAAGCUAUAGAAACAUUCAAUGUUGCCCUAAGACUGAUUAUAAAUAUAAUAGAAGCUGUGAACGUUUUGUAUGUAUACUUUUGUUAUAGCUCUUUUCGAGAGAAGAGAAAUAUUGUUACAUCUUUCCUGGCUCAUCUACCAAUUUCAUCAAGAUUUUUAUAUUAUUUAUAUGUGGGAUUCUCUUGUAACAAAGUUUUUGGACUGACGACGUUUCAAAAAGCAGAUUCUAACAAAUUUUGCCUAUAUGGUGCAACAUUACUCUUUCACAUUUUGUAUUUUUCAUGUACAGUUUUAGCCGCUUUUGCUCCACGCCAGGAGGCACAUAAAAGAAGUUUGAUGGGUGAAGUACUCCUAGUAUGUCGUUUGACUACAGGAAUAUUUAUAAUAUCGAAGAUUUUCCACAUCUAUAGAACAGCAGAAACUUUUGAAGACUUAAACAUCGAAAAAAGUAUUCAAAUGAAACGUAUAGGUUUUCGCUUGAAAAAAUUAAAACUGGUCAUAAGUCAUACAUUUUUCCUCGUCGCUUUGAUCAACACAACUGGCACCCUCCUUUAUUGGAGAAUUAGUGGAAAAACUGGGACGAUGAAUGAAAUAAUAAGUUGGUGCCUCUCGAUGGUGAGGGAUUCUGCAGAAUGCGACUACAUGAGGAUCGUUUGUAGAGAACUGCAAAAUCUCUUGAAUCAUAUAAAUGAAAGGCUCGAGACCGUCCUGAGUAGAAUUGGCAACAUACAAGAAAAAUAUCCGAUUGACGACCUACGAAAGAAGAAAAGUGUAGAACGGCCAAUUUUCAUUGAUGACCUACUCUUGUCGUUGCAAUAUUUGUCGGAAAUUCAUUGGAGGACUACGAAGAUUGUCCAGGAAUUCGGCAACAUCCUUAUAUUUAAUGUAAUUCUACAACUGAUGAAGAAUUUUCUCGAUAUCGUGACAGAAGCUUAUUUCACUGUGACCAUCGUUUUUUAUUCAUUCAAUUACAAUUUUAUUCUUGCCUUUUCUUGCUUUAUGAUAACAGUAACUUUAACUGUUAGUUUGAUCGAUUCUUGGGCAUCCUGCUCUUUCCAUGCAAACAGAACAGUGAUCAUUUUACAUGAUAUAUGGAAUAAGUAUGUCGAGAAAAGAGGAAUCGAUAGAAAGCUGUUGUAUCUACAGUUCAUUUCUAUGAGGUUUUUGACCUGCAAAUUGAAAUUUACAGCAUAUGGAUUUUUCCCUUUAGAUUGGUCAUUUCUACACACGAUUGUGGCUUCGGCGACAACUUAUAUCAUAAUACUGGUUCAACUGAAGAAAUAAAGUACCUAUUUUUGCAACGGAUCUGUAAAAUUUUACUUAUAUUCAUUCAUAUAUGAACUAUAAUAUAUUUAAGUCAAGUGUUCUCAAUCACAUUAGAUGGUUUGAAAUAUACUUAUUUCUAUCUUUUA
This is a messenger RNA of Coccinella septempunctata (seven-spotted ladybird), 2335 nucleotides long. RefSeq lists its product as uncharacterized. Gene Ontology annotation, biological process: sensory perception of taste. The transcript has 8 exons. NCBI's taxonomy places the organism in Eukaryota, Metazoa, Arthropoda, Insecta, Coleoptera, Coccinellidae. The record is from RefSeq and is a predicted model, not a curated record. Bases 18 to 2207 code for a protein of 729 amino acids. Gene Ontology annotation, cellular component: axon; dendrite; neuronal cell body.